CUCCCUCUCUCUCUCUCUUCUCUCUCUUUUGUGUCAUAAUAUCAGACGUUCUUCCUCUUCUUCUCCGAGACGGAUAUACAACGCUCUGUGGCGCGACCCCUCUCUCGAGUUUUUUUCUUUUUUCUUUUUCUUUUUGUAAUUUCAGCUACCCACCUCAGGAGCAGCCCCAAGCUCUCUCCUUUUCUCUAUCCGAGUUUCUCUUUGGCUAGUUAACUGUAAUUCUGACCAUCAAAGACAACUGUAAUUUAUGUGAAUAAGGUUCUCUCUCCUUUGCGCGUGUCCCGUUCUCUUCUCCAAUCCUCCACAUACACAAAUCUACCUGAGAUUCUUCUUUUCUAACCCAAAGAAGUAUAUCCAUACACAUUAGUAAAAUGGAGGUCAAGCUGGCGAAUGACAAGCGUGAAAGAGAAAUGUAUGAUAGUUUUGCUGAACUUUACGCCAUUAUAAAGACCACCGAGAAGCUUGAAAAGGCAUAUAUUCGUGAUGUGAUCUCUUCGUCAGCGUAUGAGACUGAAUGCCAAAAGCUCAUUGCCCACUUUAAGACUUUGGCUUCCACGCUUAAAGACACCAUCCCAAGCAUCGAGCGAUUUGCAGAAACAUACAAGAUGGACUGCCCAGCAGCUAUAAACCGCCUUGUGACCUCAGGGGUGCCUGCCACAGUGGAGCAUCGGGCUGCUGCAGCUGCCUCCAUGACUUCCUCAGCUGCUGCUGUGGCAGAAUGCACACAGAAUUUCAUCACUGCAAUGGACUCAUUGAAGCUGAACAUGGUUGCAGUUGAUCAGGUGCACCCGCUGCUCUCGGACCUUUUAACGUCUCUGGGUAAGUUGACCUUUCUGCCACCAGACUUUUUGGGGAAGGUGAAGUUGAAGGAGUGGAUUGCAAGAUUAUCAAAGAUGGGAGCGGCCGAUGAGUUGACAGAGCAGCAGUCUAGGCAGCUUCACUUUGAUCUUGAGUCGUCCUACAACUCAUUUAUGGCAGCUUUGCCAAACUAUGGUACUUGACACAGCUACUUGCAAGAACCUCAGUGAUCUCUCAGAAGGGAUUUACUAAUUUUCUACUGCAUAUAUAAUAUUUUGGGUAUGCCUGAGUUCUGAACUUAGUAAUUAGUAUUGAUAUUUUGUGUCAAUCAUGCCAGAUAUGAUUUUCAAGCUACAUUGUAGGAAAUACUUCAAUUUGGUUUCAUGAUUCUUAAUGGUAUAUGAUCUCAGUGGCUUGAUUGAAUGAAAUGCUCAAUAUCAGGCCAUUUUGUGAAAG
Molecule: messenger RNA, 1254 nt
Organism: Prunus persica (peach)
Lineage: Eukaryota; Viridiplantae; Streptophyta; Magnoliopsida; Rosales; Rosaceae
Product: vacuolar protein sorting-associated protein 28 homolog 1
Exons: 3
Coding region: 372-1001 (209 amino acids)
Biological process (GO): protein transport to vacuole involved in ubiquitin-dependent protein catabolic process via the multivesicular body sorting pathway
Cellular component (GO): ESCRT I complex
Molecular function (GO): protein-containing complex binding
Source: RefSeq, a predicted model, not a curated record